This is a messenger RNA of Durusdinium trenchii, 2097 nucleotides long. The record is from the annotation of a GenBank genome assembly. NCBI's taxonomy places the organism in Eukaryota, Dinophyceae, Suessiales, Symbiodiniaceae.
CGAUUUUCGGCCGAGCGGCCCCGAACCAGCGCCACGCCGCCUCUGUGCGCCACCUGCCACGCUACCUGCAGCCUGCAGCCUGCGCCACAGGGGCGGACUCAAUCCACACGGCGUUUCUGCCGAAGAAGAUCGCCCAACCCACGAACGGAAGCUCGCGCCGGCGCCGCGGCCAUGGGGAGCGGAAGCUCGGCGCGGAAGGAGCAGCCCAGCUCCACGGAGGCGCAGCAGCUGGUGGACGCCUUGAGCCAGGAGGAGCGGCAAAAGAUCUUGGCCGCGCUCGUGCAGCUCGAGGAGGAGCAAGCACAGACUGGCCGAUCAGAAAGGGACGAGGAGCGACAAAGGCAACAAAGCCUGUCACAAGGGACAGAAAAAGCACGGGAGGAAGCUGGCCCAAAGGAAGAGCCAGAGGUCCAAAGUGACGGUGUGAGAGAAGGGAGCAAAGAGGAGGAACAAGUGAUUUCUGAGGCUAGUCUGAAGCACUACUUCGAGAAGGCUUACAAGGAAGGGGGUGUGUUCGCUCACGAGGAGUAUAAACACGAUGCGGAUGACUGGUGCUGGCUCCACAAGGGGUCGAACAUCAAGGUCUGGCAAGAUGCGCUUGAUCUGACGCAAGCUGGUGCUGGUCGUGCUGGUGACGUAGAAUGCUUCUUCCACUACACCACGGAGCUCGGCUUUCGCAACAUCACCAACGAACGCAAAGAAUUGGUGGAAGUCUUCGCAUCGUUGAUCACAGAGGGUGAAAAGGCCAAUGCCUGGUGGGGUCGAGGUGUCUACUCUGUGCGGAAAGCACCAGAUCAAUGGUCCAACAUCGAGACCCUGCUCGAUAACAAUUACAGGAACAUGAUGAGGCGUGACAUCGAACUGAAAGGCCGCGAGGCAACAGUGGAGGAAUAUCACUCCAGAGUUGCCUAUUGCAUCCCCAUGUUGGUUGAUGCAAGCUGCUCCUAUGACGUAUCAAAACGACAGACGCCGGAAAUGGUUGAGAAGGGCAAGCCAAUCGGAGUGAAUCUGGCUGGCAAGCUGCUGAAUGAACCUGGAAUGCCGCCAAGAGAAUGCAUAGUUGUCCGAGUACAACAGGAGGAGAAGGUCGGCCAUGCUAGAGCAGUGCUGGUGGAAACGCUCCGCUGCCGCGCCGAAGCCAUCACCACCCACCUGGGCUCAGAGCAGCCCAAGACCCUUUUGGCGCUUGGCCGGCUCGCGAAGGUGCUGGAGUGGCGCGGCGCCCUGGCCGAGGCGGAGACGCUGCGGCGGCGGAUCCUGGCGGCGUGCGAAGCGCAGUUGGGUCCCGAGGAUCGGAACACGCUCAGUGCGCUGAACAAUCUGGCGCUGGUCUUGCAUCGCCGCGGCCAGUGGAAGGAAGCGGAAGACUUGUACCGCAGGGCGGUGAAGGCGAAGGAACGUGUCCUGGGAGAUGCGCAUUUGGAGACGCUGGUGUCCGUGGCGAACUUGGCGGAUGUGCUGAGGCUUCAAGGCCAAUUGGCCGAGGCGGAGGCGCUGCAGCGCCGGGUCCUGGCGGGCACGAAGCAUCGAGACACCUUAGUGUCAUUGACCAGCCUGGCACUCGUGCUGCAGGAUCAGGGCAAUUUGGAUGAAGCAGAGCCCUUCGCCCGGAAAUGCAUGGAGGGAAGGGAGGCUCUUCUUGGAGAAACACAUCCAGAGACCUUGAUUUCCAUCAACAACCUAGCCACGCUUCUCGAAGCCCAAGGCAAGCUGCAGGAAGCCGAAGAGCUUUACCGAAGAGCUCUUGACGGGGGCGAAGCACAGCUCGGGCGCACACACCCAGACACCCUGACCUGGGUCAACAAUUUGGCGGGUGUCCUCUUUAAACAGAAGAACUUCGCCGACGCGGAGGCAUUGUUGCGGAGAGCCCUGGCGGGUCGCGAGGCGCGCCUCGGAGCCGGGCAUCCGCACACGUUGAUCAGCGUCCAUCGCCUGGCCGAGCUCUUGGAGGCGACCGGCUCCAUCGCCGAGGCUGAAGAGCUUUUCAUCAGAGAGUUGAACGGCAUGGAGGAGCUUCACGGCCCAGACCACGAGGAGACCCGAGGUAGUCGCGAAAACCUGGAGCGCUUCCGGCAUGAACACGGGCGAUCAGGCUGA